UUUGAUCAAUGAAAAUCAUAAUUCUUCAUGGUAUCGGAGCCUAAUUAAAAAAAACUCUAACCCUACCUCUCGGCUCUCUCUCUCCCUCGCGGCAGUCACAGCGCCGCCUCGCCGUCCCUCCUUCGACGUCGGCAGUCCCCCAGCGGCGGCACUCCCCCCUUCUCCCUUCGGCUCUCUUCUCUCUAAUGGCCGAAAGCAAGGUUACCUCCAACUCCACUCCGGAAAAAACCCCUCAUCUUGCCUUCACGACGAUCUCUAAUGUCAAACUCCAUGUUCCGGUUCUCCUCAGCCUCUCUCAACCGAACUACAAAAAGUGGAGUCGCCUUUUCCUCCUCUUGGUGCGCCGAUUCAAUCUCCAAGGCUACAUCAAUGACUCCAUCGUCUCUCUCUCUGAAGACGAUGAUGAGUGGCUCCAACUCGACGCUCUCCUCCAGGGAUGGAUCUUAUCCACCAUCUUCGACGAAGUCUCAGAUCUGGUUAUCUCCUCUGUCUCCACCGCUUCUUCUCUUUGGAAAGUUAUUCAUGAUCUGUUUCACGACAACAAGAAUGCUCGUGCCACGCAACUGGAGCACGAGUUCCGUACCACUGUCAAAGGCAACACCACCAUGGCGGCCUACUGUCAACAUCUGCAAAAUCUCGCAGAUUGGCUGGAUGAUGUUGAUGCCCCGGUGUCCCAACAUCAAUUGGUUCUUCAGAUGCUUCGUGGUCUCCCCGCAGAUUUGCAAGCCCAGACGUCUUUUCUUCAAUUUCAGGAUCCGCUGCCCACUUUUCUCCAAGCCCGCUCCGCUCUUAUGCUUUUGGAUCAGCAACGCUCUCCCAUGGGCGACUCGAGCAGCACGGCAGCAGCGGCAGCGGGGGACCUCAGCACGGCAGCGGCGGCAGCGGCGGCUACCAUGGCGGCGGGCUUCAGCACGGCGGCAGCUACGGUGAGGGCGGCUCCUCCGGACAGCGCAACGGCUAUGGACGCGGCGGCGGGCGAGGCAACGGCGCUCGAGGUGUAUUGCUGGAGCAGCUUGGACGCAUUUCCGGGUUGUUCUCUUAAAGCAGAGACAUCUCCAAUUAUGGAGGAGAAGAGUGGCGCCAUUGAAAACAUUGACAGAGCGGUCCAAAGACAAUGUUAUUCCAUGCAAGCCUAUUUCGGCCGUGUCAACUACGUGCCCCCACCGUACAAAUCCACCUUCCUUGACCAGGACUACGGCGGCUACAAACAAAACGAGUCUUAUGCCCCUUCAAGCUCCUCGGAUGAGGAUGAGUUUGACUUGAAAGUUGAUGGCAAUCCCAUGGACGCCGAGGACGACGACGAAGAGGACAACGAAGAAGACGAAGACAAGGACUAGGCAACCGCUCCUAGAAUUUCUAUCUCUUCUUUCUUAUCUUUAUGUUUUUUUCUCUCUUAUUGUUGUUUCUUUAAUGCUUCUGUUGUACUCCAUACUUCCCUAAAUUUUAAUAAAAUCAAGGCUUAAAAAUCUUUUUGUUAAUGUCAAAAGGGGGAAGAUAAAGUCAAUGAAUAAAUUAAGGGGGAACUU
Molecule: messenger RNA, 1526 nt
Organism: Cuscuta campestris
Lineage: Eukaryota; Viridiplantae; Streptophyta; Magnoliopsida; Solanales; Convolvulaceae
Source: the annotation of a GenBank genome assembly